Verticillium dahliae VdLs.17 is the source of this 1059-nucleotide messenger RNA. Its product is annotated as glyoxylate reductase. NCBI's taxonomy places the organism in Eukaryota, Fungi, Ascomycota, Sordariomycetes, Glomerellales, Plectosphaerellaceae. The record is from RefSeq and is a predicted model, not a curated record. Bases 1 to 1059 code for a protein of 352 amino acids. The transcript is spliced from 4 exons. Gene Ontology annotation, cellular component: cytosol. Gene Ontology annotation, molecular function: NAD binding; glyoxylate reductase (NADPH) activity; hydroxypyruvate reductase [NAD(P)H] activity.
AUGACUCCCCCAUCUCGUGCCUCCUGGCGGCCCAAGGUUCUGCGCUUGGGAAUUAUCGAGAGUGCUUUCGAUGCCUGGAAGCAGGUCGAAGAGAUUGCGGAAAUUGUCGUGCCCGAGUCUACAAACCGGGAGGACUUCAUCAAAGAAUGCCGCAGCGGUGCCUUUGACGGCGCGACCAUCGCCUACCGCACCUUUGACUCGGUCAAGAUCACAGGGCGAAUUGACAGCGAACUCAUCGACGCCCUCCCGGCCUCACUCAUUUUUAUAUGCCACAACGGCGCCGGGUACGACCAAAUUGAUAUUGCUGCUUGCAGCAACCGUGCCUUCCUUGAGGAUAAACCUCCCAUACGCGUCUCCAACACACCGACCGCUGUCGACGAUGCCACGGCAGACAUUGGCAUCUGGCUCAUGCUCGGUGCUCUACGUAACCUGAACAGUAGCAUCACCUCGCUGCGGAAAGGAGAGUGGCGUGGCAAGAGGCUGCCCGCCCUCGGCCACGACCCUCAGGGAAAGGUCCUCGGUAUCCUAGGCAUGGGCGGCAUUGGUCGCAACAUGGCCCGCAAGGCCCGCGUCUUUGGCAUGAAGAUCCAGUAUCACAACCGCAAACCCAUUGCCCCUGAACUGGAGGCCGAGUGUGAGGCCCGGUACGUCAAUUUCGACGAGCUACUCAAGACGAGCGACGUCAUCAGUCUCAAUCUACCUCUGAAUGACAAUACCAGACACAUCAUCUCGACCCCGCAGUUUGAAAUAAUGAAGAAAGGCGUAAUCGUUGUCAACACAGCCCGGGGUGCCGUCAUUGACGAAAACGCGCUCGUCGCCGCUCUUGACAAGGGUCAUGUCGCCUCGGCCGGCCUCGACGUCUACGAAAACGAGCCGCAAGUCCACGAGGGUCUCCUUGCCAAUCCCAACGUGCUGAUAGUUCCACACAUGGGCACGUGGACUGAAGAGACGCAGACCAAGAUGGAGGAGUGGACCAUAUCCAAUGUUGUGUCGGCCAUCAAGCAAGGGGAGCUGCGCAGCAUAGUACCAGAGCAGAAGAUCCCCGUCGCUGGACCUUAG